AUGGCGGCCCGCGGUACCGCGCGGCGCGGGGCGGGCGGGGGGUCCGCCCGCGGUCCCGACCCGCAGGAGGAGCCACCGCCGCCGCUCCAGGCCGUGCUGGUCGCCGACAGCUUCAACCGCCGCUUUUUCCCAAUCUCCAAGGACCGGCCGCGGGCUCUUUUACCUAUGGCAAAUGUGGCCAUGAUUGACUAUACCUUGGAGUUCCUAACAGCAACUGGAGUGGAAGAAACCUUUGUUUUCUGCUGUUGGAAGUCAGCUGAGAUAAAAGAGCAUUUGCAAAAAUCCAAGUGGUGCCGGCACACAUCUCCCAACACGGUGCGCUUUGUCACCUCGGAUCUGUACCGCUCCCUUGGUGACGUGCUGCGAGACGUGGAUGCCAAGUCCCUUGUUCGUUCCGACUUCAUCCUUGUCACUGGUGAUGUGGUGUCCAACUUCAAUAUAUCCAAAGCCCUGGAAGAGCACAAGUUGCGUCGUAAGAUGGAAAAGAAUGUGUCUGUGAUGACGAUGAUAUUCAAAAAGUCCUCACCUGGCCACCAUGCCAGGUGCAAGGAGGAUGACAUUGUUAUUGCUAUGGACAGUGCCACAAGCCGUGUCCUUCACUACCAGAGAACGCAGGGGCUGAAACGAUUCCGCUUUCCUAUGAGUCUGUUCCAGAACUCGAUUGAGAAUGUCGAGGUGCGUCAUGACUUGCUGGACUGUCAUAUCAGCAUCUGCUCUCCACAGGUGGCUGAACUGUUCACAGACAAUUUUGACUACCAGACACGGGAUGACUUUGUGCGUGGUCUGUUGGUGAAUGAGGAGGUCCUGGGGAACCAGAUCCAUAUGCAUGUAACAACAGAAGAGUAUGGUGCUCAUAUAUGCAACCUGCUGAUGUAUGAAGCUGUGUGCUCUGACAUCAUCCGGCGCUGGGUUUAUCCUCUCACUCCAGAGAUGAACUUCACUGAUGACAAGAACCAGAGUUACACCCAUUCUAAACACAACAUUUACCGAGGGGUGGAUGUGAGCCUUGGCCACGGCAGUGUGCUGGAAGAGAAUGUGCUCAUCGGGCAGGGAACGGUCAUUGGCAGCAACUGCUUCAUCACCAACAGUGUUAUUGGGCAGAACUGUAGGAUAGGUGAUAAAGUCACGUUGGAUGGAGCUGUUCUGUGGGACCGAGUGCGUGUAGCAGAUAACACGGAGAUCCACCAUUCUGUUAUCUGCGAUGAGGCUGAAGUGAAGGAGAAAGUAAAGCUAAAGCCCCGCUGCGUCCUCUCUUCUCAGGUAGUAGUAGGUCCUGGCAUCACUCUCUCUGAGGGCACAGUGAUCUCUCUGCACCCCCCAGAUGAGGAGGAAGAGGAUGAUGACCAGUUCAGUGAUGAUUCUGGUGUGAACAAGGAGAGCAAAGUGAAACUGAAAGGUUACAAUAAAAAGGAUGUAGGCUCAGAAGGCAGAGGCUAUCUCUGGAAAGCAGAUGACAAGAAUGAAGAGGAUGAAGAAGAGCAGAGACAAAGCCUAUGGGGCCCAGCUAUGCACUCAGAGGAAGAGAGUGAAUCUGACAGUGACCUGAGCAUGGGCUCUGAGGAGCCAGACAGUCGGGCAGCUUCUCCUCAGCUGGAUGACAUCAAAGUUUUCCAGAAUGAGGUUCUGGGUACUUUACAAAGGGGUGACGAAGAAAACAUUUCCUGUGACAACCUGGUCCUGGAAAUCAACUCCCUCAAGUAUGCAUAUAACAUUGGCCUGAAGGAGAUGAUGCAGGUGCUCAGUAAAGUGAUCCUGGAGUUCCCACUGCAGCAGCUGGAUGCAAACCUGGACUCCCAGAACUAUUUCUCAGCAUUACUUCCUCUGCUGAAGAACUGGACCCCAUUGUUUAAGAACUACAUAAAACGAGCAUCAGAUCACUUGAAUGCCUUAUGUGCCAUUGAGGAAUUCUUCUUGGAACAUGACAGUCUCUGCACAUCGAUAGCUAAAGUGUUGAUGACAUUUUACCAGCUGGAAAUUCUGGAUGAAGAUGUAAUUCUCAAUUGGUUCUCUUUGCGGGACACGUCUGACAAAGGAAAGCAGCUUCGUAAAAACCAACGGCUCCAGAAGUUUAUCCAGUGGCUGGAGGAGGCAGAGGAGGAGUCGUCUGAUGGCGACCAAGACUGACAUGGUGGCUCAGCAUGACAAGAGGCUCUCACUGCCUUUCUGGGCCAAGUGGGCAGGGCAAGAUCAAUGCCAGUGCAUGGUGUGUAGAUGUGGGGCCUGACAUCAAAGUGACUGACAAUCCCAUCAUUAAUUCAGUUGUGUGUUCCCAAUUUUGCCGCUUCACUCCCUCCCUCCCUCAUUUGCACCUUAUGUUGCAACCCAGUAUAAAAACUAUAAGGGAAAAGCAGGAGGCGGUGGUACCUAAAAUCCCUCUGGAGCCUGGAUAUGAUGUACUAUAAGCUAUAUUUUGGGAGGUCCUUGUUACUAAUACAAAGGGAGAGAGUAGAUGCAAAUGCAUUCUAUGCCCCUGUAGAUCUAACCAUCAGGGUUGUGGAAGAAUGGUCAUACAACUGAGGUACUUGGAGUCAUUGUUGCUUCUGAAGCUAAGAGAACUCCUGCUGAAGAGACACUGGCAAGAUUGGUGAAUAAGAGCAUGUGGAUUAGGAUCUGGAGUGCAGGACCAGAAUUCAGGAGUUCUUGUGCCUGGAGAAGAUGCAGUUGUCUGAGGACGCCCGAGGCAUUUUGCAGCCUAGAAGGCACUUCUGUGAUCUUUCCAAAAGGGAAAAUCUCUUGCCAUCUGCCAUGCUAGGAUCUAACACAAAUUGCACAGUGGAGCUGGUAAAACCAUGUGUUUCCCGUGCUGUAGAACUGGGGGUGAUGUGUGCUCAGCUUCCCUGAGGGUUGGUUGAUGGUGGAUGGCUGUACAGAUCACCAUUUCCUGCAUGUGAUCAUUCUUUGUGCCCCCAGCUUAGCAGACAUGUUUCAGAGAAGUGUCUGUUUCUUUAUUUUUUUAUUAAAAGGGAGCAGAGGUGCCUGGCUUCUCCUGCUGCACCAGCUACACUUGUGUUUUGCCCUGGGGGCAUUGACUGCACCAGCUGCUUUGAGGAUAAUGCAAGUUCCUAAGUUCUGCUCCAGUGUGAAAACGAGCGAAUGGUAUUUCCUUCAGCAGCACAUGGUCUGUGUAUCCACAUUAUUUCAGUUACAUAACCUUGCUUACUUCAUGGCCAUUUAUUUGAAAAUUUCCCUCAGACAGCAGGGAAAGUGCUGCAAACCCACUGUGAGAUGCUGCAGGAGGCAGCAGGGAGUGAGUGUGCCUCUGGCUCAGACAAUGUGUAGGCAGCAGCAAGGCCUUUAAAAACAGCUUACUUGGAAGCCUCACUGUGCUGUUUUCUCCCCUGUGCUCAAAGAAUAGAGUGAAAAGGGUGCCACAGCCAUCAGCUUGUGUUCAUAGGUGGGUUAUUUGUUGGAUGUGCUGAUCUUGCCUCUGCCCCUUCAGGAGGAGAAUGGAAUAAAUCCUUUGUAGGGGGAAAUGCACUGGAGCUGCCCACUCAGGAUAUUUACUUGGCCGUUCCGUGGUGCCACAAUUGUCAGUGAGGGGACAGCAUUGGAUGCUGGAGACCAGGGAUACUGCCUCUAAAAAGCUGAUGUUCAGGCAGGGCCAUCUUGUGCACUCACACUAUCAGUUGCCAGGAUUGUGCAUAAAUGUCCUUGUUUUCUGACAUUGCAAACUCAGUCUUGUAAAUGUUGAGGAAAUAGUUGGUAUCUGAGUUUUCUGUAUCUGCCAAUAUUUAAUUCAGGGAGCAAAUAAAAACUAUCCUGGUGUUACCAGCUUGUUUGCUUUUUUUGACUUGGAAUUGUAUGUCUCCAGUUUUACAUGCUUGAGCAGGGCAUGUGUAAGUAAAAUGCUUUUUCCUCAGUUUUUAAGCACACAAUAGGUAGGAAAUCAGCACAACAUUGAAUUGGUAAAAGUGUUCAAUGGUAACUUGUGACCCUGUUUGCAACUAGAGAACAAUUCAUUACAACCUCUGAACUUG
Messenger RNA from Cinclus cinclus, 3977 nucleotides. RefSeq names its product eukaryotic translation initiation factor 2B subunit epsilon (gene EIF2B5). Gene Ontology annotation, molecular function: guanyl-nucleotide exchange factor activity; translation initiation factor activity; translation initiation factor binding. The record is from RefSeq and is a predicted model, not a curated record. NCBI's taxonomy places the organism in Eukaryota, Metazoa, Chordata, Aves, Passeriformes, Cinclidae. Gene Ontology annotation, cellular component: eukaryotic translation initiation factor 2B complex. The coding region runs from base 1 to 2124 and encodes 707 amino acids. Gene Ontology annotation, biological process: biosynthetic process. The transcript is spliced from 16 exons.